CUGGUAAAUUCCGACAAACGAGAGCGGUUCGGCGCCCCUCGUUACUUGCCUCCCGCUCCCUGGACGAGGCUUAUAUCCCAGCCCCGGUCCUCAAGGACUGCAUUUCCUGUUCCUCUCUGGCCAGGCGAACGUGCUCCUUGUCCUGGCAACCAUGAGGCUUAUACUGAUAGCGCUUUUCCUGAUGGUCGCCAUUGGCUCAAUUUUGGCCCUUCCCGAGCCCCUUCCUGCAGCGCUGGCCGAUCCGGCACCCGCAGCGGACCCCGGGCCCGAGGCUGACCCUGACCCGCGACGCCGUGGCCGUGGCGGUCGUGGGGGCAGGUUCGGGGGACGUGGCUUUGGAGGCCGCGGAGGCUUCGGAGGCUUCGGAAGCCACGGAGGCCACGGAGGCUUCGGAAGCCACGGAAGCCACGGAGGCUUCGGAGGCCACGGAGGCCACGGAGGCUUCGGAGGCCAAGGAGGCUUCGGAGGCCUCGGCGGUUUCGGAGGCCAAGGAGGCUUCGGAGGGCUCGGAGGCUUCGGCCACAGGCCCCAUGCCCAUAUCCUCCCUCAUGGCAACCAUUUUGACAUCCUCAUCCAUUAGCUUUCCUCCCUGACGAAAGGGCAACAGAGCCUCUCCCGAUGAAACAUCGCGGUGUGCGUCGCGGAGGCGGCUUCGCAUCAGCUGCUGCAAGUAGCCAUCAUUCAUGUUUUUCUCUGGGAGAAACUAUUAUAAACUUUAUUCAACAUUCAAGCGGUUUCCUUUCUUGAGAAAUCGUUAGACAGUGCUCGUUCUCAAUUGAGAAUUAAAUUACUAAUCCAAUGGACCAAAACGUUUGACACUGUAUGUGGAGAUUGCAUUCCGAAUUAUUUAGGCAAUGCAUUUCCAUCAGUUACUAUCAUAUUGUAUCUCUCAUUGAGAAAAAACAAGACUCGUUGUAAACUGCAAAUAAACAGUAAAUAGAUUA
Penaeus chinensis is the source of this 944-nucleotide messenger RNA. RefSeq names its product glycine-rich cell wall structural protein-like. The transcript has 2 exons. The coding region runs from base 152 to 580 and encodes 142 amino acids. The record is from RefSeq and is a predicted model, not a curated record. NCBI's taxonomy places the organism in Eukaryota, Metazoa, Arthropoda, Malacostraca, Decapoda, Penaeidae.